Molecule: messenger RNA, 438 nt
Organism: Cotesia congregata
Lineage: Eukaryota; Metazoa; Arthropoda; Insecta; Hymenoptera; Braconidae
Source: the annotation of a GenBank genome assembly
AUGAGUGGCCAGUCUUUCGGCCCUCGCUGCUUUGUAUUCGCACACACCCUUGGAGCCAGCUUUCAAAUGACUUUUGCUAUUACAACCCGUAGGCUGGAUCCUUCUGUUGCCACAAUUGUUGUCAGGAAUAUUAUUAACCGCAGCCAUCGAAGUCUGAUAAAUAUUACUCACUGGAUUAUUGGUCGUUUGAUUAGUCUGACUAGUCGCGCUGUUGUCUUGCAUCAAAGGCGGUUUUGGAUCCGAGGACCCCGGACUACGACGUAUCCUUGACAAUUCAUAGGUAUGCUCACGAUGCAUCCUCAAAAAGUGUUUCUUAACGUGGUCAGCGCGGUUGAACGGUUUGUAGCAAACGUAGCAAUGGAAAGGCUUUUCUUCCCGGUGGAUGUUUUCAUGUCGAGUGUAAAGGUCACGGCGAUCUGUUCCGUAAGGACAGUACGG